This is a messenger RNA of Zeugodacus cucurbitae (melon fly), 721 nucleotides long. RefSeq names its product probable 28S ribosomal protein S25, mitochondrial (gene mRpS25). Gene Ontology annotation, molecular function: structural constituent of ribosome. NCBI's taxonomy places the organism in Eukaryota, Metazoa, Arthropoda, Insecta, Diptera, Tephritidae. The transcript has 3 exons. The coding region runs from base 116 to 619 and encodes 167 amino acids. The record is from RefSeq and is a predicted model, not a curated record. Gene Ontology annotation, cellular component: mitochondrion.
AAUCAGCUGUUCACAACUGUCAGCUGUGCAUAUGCAACCGCAUUUCCAAUAAGCGGCCCUUGGUUUUGUAAUUUCUUAUUUUGUGUAACAAAACUUAAAUAAAAAUCGCAACAACAUGCCUUUCAUGAAAGGACGCGCGCCAAUAAGGCGUACCAUUGAUUAUUUGAAUGCCGGCCGCCUUGUGUUGAAGGACAAAGUGAAAAUCUUUAGUGUAAAUUACAAUGUACAUGGUGACCACCACAAAGGCGCCAGAGACUUUGUGUUUUGGAAUUUGGGUCAAAUACAAUAUAAGAAUCCCAGUGUACAGGUAGUGACAUUUAAGAACUUAACGCCCUCGCCUUUUGUGCGCUGCUACUUUGAGGACGGACGUGAUAUGCUUAUCGAUAUAGAUAGCCGCAAUCGUGACGAAAUCAUUGAACAUCUCUGCAAAGUUGUUGGCAAAUCAAAGGCUCAAUUGGACGCAGAGGCACAUUUAGCGGAGAGUAAAGACAAUCCUGCCAACUUUGGUUAUGGCUGCGAUCGACACUGCAUCUGUGAAAUACCCGGUCAAGUGCCGUGCCCUAGCACAGUUAAAUUGCCGGAUCAUCUGCGUGGCAAACACAUAUUUGCACCAAAGUAAUGCCAUAAAAACUAGCUUCAUUAAAGUUUUAGCAUAUUCUUAAAUAAAAAAAACACAUAUACAGUUACAAUGUUUACAAAUAAAUCACUUUAUUUGGCUUAA